AAACCGAGUAUCUUACUACAAACGAAUCAUACCCCCACUAGGUGAACUUAGAUAUGUGUUUACGUAUAUUCUAAACCACGGGCGUAUGGCACCAAUAGCGAUAACUUCUUUCCUGGUGUAGGAGGUCGUACCUGACGCGAAACAGGAAACGCAAUCGCCAUGAACUUGAGUGCGUACUCACGCACAGUCUACAGCAAGCGCACAUACGCUCCUCUCAUACACCUGUUCUGCGGAAAAGCUAUAUAAGUUGAAAGAUCCCCCUCGUUGAACAUGAAAACCUCACUUCAUCAUCAACCGCUAUUACCUCUCCACUUCCAAAAAUAACCGACCACUAUUACCUCUCUCUAAUUACAACAUGUUUAGCUCAAGAAUUAUGUUCUUUUUCAUAAUCUUCGCGGUGUUGCUUGCUUGCCUCCAGGGAGCGGAGGCAUACUGGCGAAUGUCAUGCUCCCUAAUCCAGACCGGCCGUCUGGACCCCAUCGUUUCCCCGGGCGUGGCUUCGGCCCACGUUCACAAAGUCUCCGGUGCCAGCAAUUUCGGUCUCGUUAACACAUACGACGACCUUAUAAGUUCCGAGUGUACGUCGUGCGAAAUCCAGGACGACAAGUCGAUCUACUGGAACCCACGGGGUUCGGCUUCCACGGAGACUUCAUGAACGGCUGGGACGCGGAGGUUCUCGCCGCCGCGCUGAAGUCGAAGGAGUGCGUUGGCGACGACUCGUCCGACGGUGUGAUCUCCAAGUACCCGCCGCUAGCCAAGUCUCAGAUCCCCGAUUACGCCGCCAAAUGCCCGGAGCGCAGUGCCAUCACCGCCGAGAAAAUGAAGGGUACGAUCGACGGUCUCCCUGGCUGCAACGUCGUUACGCCGGGUCCCGAGAGAGCAGAGCCACCGGUCUGCCCGGAACACGCCUUCCGGUACCGCCAAUGGUAAAAUGUAGCGAUGGGACAGAAGGACUGGCUUGUUUGGAAUUUGUAUA
Molecule: messenger RNA, 976 nt
Organism: Daldinia caldariorum
Lineage: Eukaryota; Fungi; Ascomycota; Sordariomycetes; Xylariales; Hypoxylaceae
Exons: 1
Coding region: 356-655 (99 amino acids)
Source: RefSeq, a predicted model, not a curated record